GUUUGCAUGAUGCUAUGUUACGCUGAUAUAAUUGUAAGGAUCAAGUAUGUUACUUUUUAUGAAAAUGAAAAGAUAAAUUCUUUGGUUGUUUGGGCUCUUGGUGCUUAUCCCAUAGAGCAAGAAGACUAUAAUAUUGAAAUGUCAUUGGGCAAAAUUAUUCCCGAGUUUUAUGGUGAUAAUAGAAGAGCAAAGAUGAUAGUUUCUACUUCUACGCAUGUAGCUAUUCUUAAUAAGGUGGUUGAAUCAAAUAAAUGUCCUUUCAAGAUGUCUCUUGUUGGAAUUCCUCAAGAGUUGCCAAGUGAAGUUAAAGAUAAUACUGUUAUUAAGACGUUGGUGUCUGAUUUUUCUGGUCAAGAGCAUAAUUUUACAGUGAAAGUUGUCUUUUCUCGUUAUAAUCAUUAUUUAACAUGUUUGAAAGAUUCUAUUCAUUCUCAAGAAUCUUUGAUUUUUGUAUUUAGUAAUAAGAAGAGGUUUUUUGAUAGCGAUGCAUCACAAAAUUUAUUAGCAAGUAAAAGUAAUAAAGCUUCAGAUGAUCCUAGUGGGUCUGAUUUAAAUUCUGCAGGUUGUUCUGAUUCCACAAACCGUGCAAGGACUAAUAGUUUUAAUGGGUCUUUUAAUGAUGGUUCUGUGGAUGUUGAAAAUGAGUAUUUUAUUGACAGUGAUUAUGCUGUGUCAGAUUGUAGUCAAGAUGAAGAGGAGAAUUCUGGUAAGGAUAGUAAGUAUAAGAAAAAGGUUUUCUGUAAUAAGGAAAAAGAGCCUGUAGAAAGAUCUUUACAUAGUAGAUCAAGUUUAUAUAGGUCGAGUUCUGGAAAUGUUUAA
This is a messenger RNA of Dentiscutata erythropus, 819 nucleotides long. The record is from the annotation of a GenBank genome assembly. Lineage: Eukaryota; Fungi; Glomeromycota; Glomeromycetes; Diversisporales; Gigasporaceae.